Messenger RNA from Venturia canescens, 1648 nucleotides. RefSeq names its product rRNA 2'-O-methyltransferase fibrillarin (gene Fib). NCBI's taxonomy places the organism in Eukaryota, Metazoa, Arthropoda, Insecta, Hymenoptera, Ichneumonidae. Gene Ontology annotation, cellular component: Cajal body; nucleolus; small-subunit processome. The transcript is spliced from 5 exons. Bases 144 to 1106 code for a protein of 320 amino acids. The record is from RefSeq and is a predicted model, not a curated record. Gene Ontology annotation, molecular function: rRNA methyltransferase activity; RNA binding; histone H2AQ104 methyltransferase activity. Gene Ontology annotation, biological process: box C/D sno(s)RNA 3'-end processing; rRNA methylation.
AAGUGUAAACGCAGCCGGAACUAACGCGCUUUUCGAACUUCCGCGAGUAUCCGCGUCCGCGGCGCACACGUGCGGCUGAUUUCUUUUACGACUUAUAAUUUGUGAUAGUUUUAAACGAUUCAAGAUAAAGUGUCGAUCAUAUAAUGGGAAGACCAGGAUUCUCACCUGCUGGUGGUGGCGGUUUUAGAGGCGGCAGAGGAAGCGGCGGAAGGGGAGGAAGUGGUGGAUUUGGUGGACGUGGAGGUGGUCGCGGUGGAAGCGGAGGAGGAGGCUUUAGAGGAGGCCGAGGUGGAUCGGGGGGUAGCGGAGGUCGUGGAACUCCAAGAGGUCGUGGUGGACGAGGAGGAGGAAGAGGAGGACGUGGAGGAGGUGGAUUUAAAGGUGGAAAAACAGUAGUAAUUGAACCUCAUCGUCACGAAGGUGUUUUCAUUGCUAGAGGAAAAGAAGAUGCUUUAGUCACUUUAAAUUUGGUGCCUGGAUCGGAAGUUUAUGGGGAGAAGAGAAUCAGUGUCGAGGGUGACAAUGGAGAAAAAAUUGAAUACAGAGUAUGGAAUCCCUUCAGGUCGAAAUUGGCCGCCGCAAUACUCGGCGGUGUUGAUCAAAUUCACAUGCCACCAGGCAGCAAAGUAUUGUACCUUGGUGCAGCUUCUGGUACAACAGUUUCACACGUAGCUGACGUUGUUGGUCCGGAGGGAUUGGUCUACGCGGUAGAAUUCUCCCACAGAUCCGGCCGAGAUCUCAUAAACGUAGCGAAAAAGAGAACGAAUAUUAUACCCAUAAUCGAGGACGCGAGACAUCCCCAUAAAUACAGAAUGUUGGUCGGUAUGGUCGACACAGUAUUUGCCGAUGUCGCACAACCCGAUCAAGCGAGAAUUGUCGCCUUGAACUCACAAUAUUUCCUAAAAAAUGGUGGACAUUUUGUCAUCUCGAUUAAGGCGAGUUGUAUAGAUUCGACGGCACAACCCGAAGCCGUAUUCGCCGCAGAAGUGAAGAAACUUGUAGCCGAUAAGCUGAAGCCCCAGGAGCAGAUAACCCUUGAGCCAUAUGAAAGAGAUCACGCAGUCGUCGUAGGAUGUUUCAGGCCACCGCCCAAAGUAGCAGCUUGAGAAAACUACGUUAAAAAUCUAUUUAGUGACUAGUUCUUCCACUUUAAAUCCAUAUUUUUCAUACUUGAAUUUCUAAAGAAGAAGAAGAAAAACGAGUUUGACGAAAGUAAUAUCGGUAUUCCGCGAUUUUGUAAUGUUUUUUUUUUUUGCAAUUUUUUUUUUUUAUGAUUGCGACAGUUUUAAUUCGCGAGUCUUAUUGAUCGCGACAUUUCCAAUUUCUAUAUGUGCGCAUCGAUCGAAACUGUACAGUUGUGAUACAGUGUUACAAAUAAUUCCCCGUAUUAAUAAUAAAUACAAAGAUCACGUAUCGUCGAAAGGACAAACUAAAAACAAAAAGUUUUGUUGUAUGAAAAAUUUGGGGAAACUCGAUUACCGGACAUUCUUCACGAUGAUGAAACCGUCGGAAAAGCAGAAAGAAACAAAAUUAUUCUAAUUUCAAUUUCAUAAUAAAACACUGUUAAGACAUUAAUGCAAUUACGAAUGUUUUCAUCAUUAUAUAUGUACAUACAUAUGGAAACAAUAUAUAUGUGCAUGGUUUAUAA